Molecule: messenger RNA, 749 nt
Organism: Cyprinus carpio (common carp)
Lineage: Eukaryota; Metazoa; Chordata; Actinopteri; Cypriniformes; Cyprinidae
Product: ER membrane protein complex subunit 6
Biological process (GO): autophagosome assembly; protein folding in endoplasmic reticulum
Cellular component (GO): membrane; EMC complex; endoplasmic reticulum
Source: RefSeq, a predicted model, not a curated record
CGUGUUUUUAGCAUGGCCUCAGUAGCAGCCAAACGCGAGGGGCCGCAGUUCAUCAGCGAGGCGGCCGUCAGAGGAAACAAUGCUGUGCUCGACUACUGCCGCACGUCCGUGUCCGCGCUCUCCGGGGCGACAGCGGGCAUCCUCGGCCUAACCGGACUCUACGGCUUCGUCUUUUAUUUCCUUGCUUCUUUCCUGCUGUCACUGCUGCUGAUUCUCAAAGCCGGUCGCCGGUGGAACAAGUGCUUCAAAUCUCGACGUCUGCUCUUUACCGGGGGCCUCGUGGGCGGCCUGUUUACUUACGUGUUGUUCUGGACUUUCCUCUACGGAAUGGUGCAUGUAUAUUAAAGGGACUCGGACAGUACAGAUGUAGAAAGAUGAUAGAGAAGCCUCAGGGUAGAGAGUGCUGAUUGAUGUACCACAGGUUUUGUCUGUGAGCUUACUUAUGUUUAGCCAGUAAAGCUUAAAAUUGUUUCUGAGUACUAAUUGCACUGAAAUUUAGAUAUUUAAAAAUGGUGUGUCGUCAUAUUCUAUCCUCUUGUAAUUUAAUAUUUCCCUAAUGCUAAUUCCAGGGCAAAGCUGGGUUUGGAUCUUGUAUGACAGCCCAACAGGGAAACUAAUUUGUUUUUAUCUUGCUUUCUGUGUAUGAUGUGCAACACUCACCAAUCAGAACUAUUUUAAAACACAAUAACAACUUAAACUGUAUAAAUCACAUUGUUUUAUUUCAGAUAAUAAAUCAUUCACCUCAUGGA